GUUGUUCUCUACUUGGUGGGAUGCUGUGGCUACAAUGUUUUGUUCCACCCUUUGGCAAAAUACCCUGGCCCUCGACUUCGAGCGGCGAGCAAAGUGCCAUACCUAGCGGCGAUGUGGACGGGAUACCACCACCGUGCUAUGCAGGAACUGCACGAAAGAUACGGCCCCGUUGUGCGGAUUGCUCCGAACAAUCUUUCAUUCAUCAACCCCCAAGCAUGGAAAGACAUCUAUGCCCACAAGAAGACGCGCGAGCAGGAAAUGAUCAAGGACCCCGAGUUCUACGUAAGAAACCCCGACGCACCCACCAUCGUCAACGGAAACCGCGAAGAACACGCGCGAUAUCGACGCCUGUACUCUCCUGGGUUUUCGGCACGCUCCCUCCGUGAGCAGGAGCCGCUGAUCCAGGGCUACGUGAACAUGUUCAUCAACGGCCUCACUCGGGCUUGCGAGCACGGCGAGACGCCCGUAGACAUGGUCCAGUGGUUCAAUUUUGUCACGUUUGACAUCAUCGGGGACCUCGCGUUUGGGGAGCCGUUUGGAUGUCUUGAGGAUGGCGCGACCGACUGGCUUGCCAAGUUGAACCAGAUUGAAGAGGCUCAAAUGCACUUUCGCAUCAUACAGCAUAUCCCUUUGCUGGGCCGGUAUGCCCGCCAGAUUGUGAAUACGAUGCUUCCCUCGGAUGCUGUGAAGGGAUCAGAGGGGCAUCGGAAACUCACCCAGGAAAAGGUAUCGCGCCGAGUAAACAACAACGCCUCCCGCCCAGACUUUAUGGAACAUAUCCUGCGCCAACCCCCGGGCAAAGGCUUCACAUUUGAGGAGAUGCUGAGCAACUCGGCCACGCUAAUCCAGGCAGGGAGCGAAACCACGGCUACGCUGCUGUCCGGAGCGUUGUUUCUCCUUCUUCAACACCCGGACAAGAUGCAGAAGCUGGUGGACGAGUUGACGACUGCAUUUGAGAGUGACGAUAUGAUGACGAUUGAUAAUACCGAGCGUCUCACGUAUCUUGCUGCUGUCCUCGAGGAGGGCUUGCGUUUAUAUUCACCGGCUGUCGCAGCAUUUCCACGACAGGUCCCCAAGGGCGGAGCCACAAUCGAUGGCCAGUAUGUUGCAGGCGGGAUGUCAGUGGGCGUCAAUCAUUACGCCGCUUACCAUUCACAUCUCAACUUCAGUCGACCGCAUGAUUUCAUCCCAGAACGAUUCAUCGACGUGGAAGAAUUCCCGGACGACCGGCGAGAAGUAUUGCAACCAUUCAGCGUGGGCCCACGCAAUUGCAUAGGAAGAAGCCUAGCUUAUGCCGAGGGGAGACUGAUUCUAGGCCGGGCCGUGUGGAAAUUCGACAUGCGGUUAAGCGAAAAAGCGGAUACCUGGAUGAGAGACCAGAAGGGCUAUGUGACGUGGUUGAGGCCGGAGAUGGAGGUUUUCGUGAAGCUGCGCCACGGAUGA
Molecule: messenger RNA, 1443 nt
Organism: Ilyonectria robusta
Lineage: Eukaryota; Fungi; Ascomycota; Sordariomycetes; Hypocreales; Nectriaceae
Product: cytochrome P450
Exons: 3
Molecular function (GO): oxidoreductase activity, acting on paired donors, with incorporation or reduction of molecular oxygen; heme binding; monooxygenase activity
Source: RefSeq, a predicted model, not a curated record